AUGACUCCAAAUUAUGUUCUUCAAAGCCUAAUUGUUGAGUACUGUGCCGAGCAUAAAAUAUCCUUAGAAAAGUCAGAAAGAAUCAAGAAAAGUUAUUUCUCAGAGGGCAUUCCAAGGACAAAGGCAGCGAUACAAGCAACAAAAUUGACGGUAAAAUUUCUUGUGGAAAGGCUUUGCACAAGAUCAUUUGGAGUAAAAAAGUGGGUUUCUUAUGAACUCAGACUACUUGCUAAAUUUGGCAUGGACAAUAGGGCUUGCAUUGCAGAAGAAGGAGCCAUAUCAUUACUUGUGCCCCUGCUUUCUUCAAAGGAUCCCAAAGCUGAAGAGAAUGAUGUAACUGCACUUCUAAAUCUAUCCAUAUAUGAGAGCAAUAAAACUAGAACAAUGGAGUCUGGUGCAUUGCUGCAAAUCAUUAGGGUUGUAAGAAGUGGAUGCAGCAUGGAAGCCCGGGAAAAUGUAGCUACAACACUCUUUAGUAUUUCAUCUGUAGAUAAAUAUAAUAAAUUAAUAGGAGAGAGCCCAGAAGCCAUUCCAGCCUUGAUAGAUCUUCUUCGAGAUGGAACUGCAAGAGGCAAACACGAUGCAACGAAUGCCCUGUUUCAUCUAUCAGCUUUUCAUGGAAAUGAUUUACAAGUAGUAGCAGCUGGGGCAAUCCCUUUGCUAGUUAAUCUUCUAACAGAUGAAAGACCAGGUCCUGUAGAUGACGCUAUCUCUGUUCUUGCCCUGCUUUCCAGACAAUUUGAGGGUUUAAUUGCAAUUAAUGAAACCUCUAUUUAUCAGUCUUCUUAG
This is a messenger RNA of Cryptomeria japonica (Japanese cedar), 789 nucleotides long. RefSeq names its product U-box domain-containing protein 1-like. Gene Ontology annotation, cellular component: nucleus; cytoplasm. Gene Ontology annotation, molecular function: protein binding; ubiquitin-protein transferase activity. The coding region runs from base 1 to 789 and encodes 262 amino acids. The record is from RefSeq and is a predicted model, not a curated record. Lineage: Eukaryota; Viridiplantae; Streptophyta; Pinopsida; Cupressales; Cupressaceae. The transcript has a single exon. Gene Ontology annotation, biological process: protein ubiquitination.